Didymodactylos carnosus is the source of this 2540-nucleotide messenger RNA. The record is from the annotation of a GenBank genome assembly. Lineage: Eukaryota; Metazoa; Rotifera; Eurotatoria; Philodinida; Philodinidae.
AUGCAGUUGCGUCCUGCUUUCCAAGCUUAUGGUUUUUACCUGAAAAAGGCUAAUAAAAACACACCUGAUUAUCACAUAAUAAGUGAUGUUUUUGGUAAUACAUCGGCUCAAGCAGCUGGUCUAAAAGUGAACGAUCAAAUUAUAGAAGUUAACAAUGAAAAUGUAACGAAACUAGAUCAGGCUGAAUCAAAACAACGGUGCAUACAAAAAACUGGAUCUAAUGAGUGUACUGUAUUGGAGAAACCUUCAACUUGUGACAUACAAUUACAUUUACAGAAAAGAAAUGCAAAUAAAGUGAAUACAGAGUCUAUGAUAGACUUUGAGUUGCCGACACGAAAACCAGAUCUAUCAUUUGCUGCUGACGAAAUGAUAUUGGGCACGGUUGAUAAUGAUUCAAAGGAGUUAGGAAUUAAGAAAGUAUCUUCGCAAGUAGAAGAUAGGAUGGGGUUAGUUGCUUUGCAAACAAAAGGUUCGGCAAUUUAUUACCUUCUUACUAAGAAGAAGCGAUUAACACUUGAUUUAAGUAAAAUUUCGACACCAGUCGCCAUUCCUGAUCGUAUUAAUAUCAAAGAAAUUAUUGAUGAACAUGUAUAUCCAGGAUAUCUCGCCAGAUUAGAUUACGCCGUAUAUGCCGUGAUUGUACAUAAAGGUAGCAGUUGUCAUCAGAGGCAUUAUUAUCUGUAUGUUAAAAACUCUGACGGAAAAUGGGUUUUGAUCAAUGAUGAUAAGAUUUACAAUGUAUCAUUGAAUAAAGUGCAAAGUGAGAUUACAGAUGCUUAUAUAUUGUGUUAUGAGAAACUAGAAAGAACAGCAGCAAAAGUGCAAACAAUUCACCAAAAUCAAUUAGAACAGUCAGGUAUAAUAGAUUCUGCCGAAAAUAUAUCAGCAAAAAAUAUGGAAACAGAUGACAAAGACGAAGUUUUGGAAGGAGAAGAUAUUUUACAACCUAUGUCUAUAUCGCAAAGUGGAAAUAGCAAGAAAAUACCAGCUACUCAGGAGUUUGAAGAUUCAGAAGAUAAUGAACAUGAUUACGCAAUGAAUCGUACGACCUCGUCAAGAAUUCUAACUUCUGAGGCCAUCUCAAACUUGUUAGGGGUGGAUGUACCUGAUAAGUUUUCGAAAUCGGUCUCAGAAUAUAAAAAAUUAAAAUUAGCAUCGGGACAUCUACAAACUAUCAAAGAAAGAUGCAUUAUUAAGCAACAAGAAAAGCAGGCAAAACAACAAAGUGGUGAUAAAUCGGACUCUAAAAAGCGAGAUUUUACGGUACCAGAGAUUGUUAUACAAUACGUUAAGACAAUCAAUCCGUACUGCAGUUUACAAACAUAUACAAACAAGUUUACAGUUGCCACUGAACGGAAUUCUCCUGGUCAUUUAAUGCGAACUGUUGGCUAUUGCGGCAUAAAAAAUCCGGAUUGUCCAUUUCGGUUUACCUUCAAAGCGCGUUACAUCCGUAAGCCAGAACGGCAAGCAUUGAAAGAAGCAUUCGAACAAGGAGCCAGUCCAACUCUAGUAUUUCACAAGCGUUUAGCGCAAAUUCCAAGGAAUAUUUUAAAAGCUGGAAAUUUAGAUGGUGCUGGAAAAAGUGUAGCAAUAUAUCAGAAAAUUGCCGCGUUUAACGAAUCCGCUUCGUUCAAUAACUGUGCUACUAGACUGUCCGAUUUAAAACAAAAGUAUAGACAACAAAUCAUGCCUCACGGUCCUGUUCCAGGGAUCAUUCAACGCGUAGGCUCCGAUCCAUUAAUAGUUAUCUGCCUCACGUCGACGGCAUUAGCCUUAUGGGAUAUGCAUGCUACUGAUGAGAAUGCUGAAUUUACAUGGGACGCUACCGGAAACGUUGUUCAGUGUCUUGAUCUAAAGAAGAAAAUAUUAUAUUAUGAGUUGACAAUGGCAAACCCAAUCAAGAGGGGGACGCCCAUUCCAUUAACAUUUCUUUUAUCCGAAACCCAAGAUGCUGUUACUAUUAAACAUUGGCUUGAAACAUUCAAACAACUCUACUUGAAACAAUUUGUCCUUGAGAAUGCAUAUUUUGCGCUAGGUACUACCUAUUACAAGCAGAUUAGAGGUGGAGCAAUGGGUAGUGCAGUAACUCAAGACCUAGCUGACAUCUAUGUAAUGGACUGGGAAGGUGAACUUUUAGAAAACCAAAUAGCUGAUAAAGAACUCUAUUUUCGCUUCCGAGAUGACAUCUACCUAACAACCCGUAGAAACCUGAUCGAGUUUUGCCACAUUCUUGAUAAAAUGGAUGAAAAAGACCCCAACAUUAAGAUCACUUAUGAGACAGGAGAUUCGGUUGAUUACCUUGAUGUUACAGUUAUAAAGCAACCUCGUAGAACCUCUUUCCGCACAAUAGUCUUCAGAAAACCCGCAGCUCAACCUUAUGUCCUACCUUUUGAAUCUUCUCAUCCCUUGAUUUGAUUUGAUUUGAUUUGAUUUUUAUUUCGACAACAGCAGUUUUGAAUGGAAAAGAGUAAACUUUAGUAUUACAAUACAAAAAUUUAACUAAUACAUAAACAUGUUGUCAGGAAAGCAAAAAAGGUUUU